Molecule: messenger RNA, 207 nt
Organism: Nezara viridula (southern green stink bug)
Lineage: Eukaryota; Metazoa; Arthropoda; Insecta; Hemiptera; Pentatomidae
Source: the annotation of a GenBank genome assembly
AUGGUUUGUGAUGAAAAACGCAUAAAUUUAAUAUAUUACACAGCUGGCUUUAGUAGCAGUGAUGCAGUUGAGAGUAGCACAGGGUUCUCCUGGAUGCCUGCUUUUCCCUCCAUAGUUGGGGUGAAUCCUGCCUCCGAGUUCCCUCAUCUGAUUAUAAAUAGUUUAUAUAGGUUUAGGAAGACUUUUUGGAUUCUAGUAGAAUGUUAA